AUGGAGAGGCAGAACAACCAAACUCACAAUAACAGAAGGGCAAGAUGGGUACUACCAACUAGACAACAUGAUUGCCAUGAGAUGGAAUAUUUCAAUAGUUACAAUAAUGUUGACAUCCACCAAAAUUUAAUCAAGGAUAACGUGUGGAUUAAGGCCUAUAAAACUGCUAUUGAACAUCAUCAGCAACAAAUUGCUGGAAAGAUUGUUUUAGAUGUUGGAUGUGGAAUAGGUCUAUUAUCUAUAUUAUGUGCUCAAGCUGGAGCAAGUAAGGUAUAUGCCAUUGACGCAAGUAACAUUGCUCGGGAGGCGAAACAUGUUGUUAAAGCAAACAAUCUUUCUGACAUCAUCACAGUAUUGCAUGGACGAGUUGAGGUACACUACUCUGCCCUCCCCAAUAUGUUUUACAUUUAA
This is a messenger RNA of Trifolium pratense (red clover), 411 nucleotides long. Its product is annotated as probable protein arginine N-methyltransferase 6.1. The coding region runs from base 1 to 411 and encodes 136 amino acids. The record is from RefSeq and is a predicted model, not a curated record. Lineage: Eukaryota; Viridiplantae; Streptophyta; Magnoliopsida; Fabales; Fabaceae. The transcript is spliced from 5 exons. Gene Ontology annotation, molecular function: protein-arginine N-methyltransferase activity. Gene Ontology annotation, biological process: peptidyl-arginine methylation.